Cyprinus carpio (common carp) is the source of this 3990-nucleotide messenger RNA. RefSeq names its product G protein-activated inward rectifier potassium channel 1-like. Gene Ontology annotation, molecular function: G-protein activated inward rectifier potassium channel activity. Lineage: Eukaryota; Metazoa; Chordata; Actinopteri; Cypriniformes; Cyprinidae. Gene Ontology annotation, biological process: regulation of monoatomic ion transmembrane transport; potassium ion import across plasma membrane. The record is from RefSeq and is a predicted model, not a curated record. Gene Ontology annotation, cellular component: plasma membrane.
CAAAAAGUGCUCAAGCAGCUGCUGUUGCUAUGGUUAUUUCCUAGCGUGAAUGCAAAUCGUGUUUGCAAGAAUGUAUGUAGCGACUAAUUCGAAUUCGAAACUUGUGAUUACUAACAUCUGAAAAUUCAACGGAUAUUUAACUUUACAUUUUGCGUUCCAUUGUGGGGGCAUUAAUUAAUUAGCCUUAAUUAGGGGGGUCCCCCAAACGCCAACCCUCCUCUAAUUCGCAUCCUGCAUAUUGGCUGUAAACAAACACAUCUUGCAGAGAUCACGUUGUAUGCAGCACUGUUCAGAGAAGCAUAUUACAAACGCAGCAAAAGAAAGAUGUAUCCAACACAAGAACACGUGUUCAUCCCUCCCCCACUUCACAUCUCCACCACCCUCUCAGAGAAGUUUCUCUUAUUUGUCGGGGCUGGAGAUGGAGUUUGAGAGCUGGAUGCGCGCAGUGCGCAGGAACCGAGAACAGUGAAGACGAACAGAAUCAGAUAACAACGCUUGCCAGCCGCGAGGAUCAGCAGUUAAACUUGGACAGGAUCCUUAGGGCGUCUACCAACUACCAUCUUAUCAAAUUUGGUGCGAUACACCUGGGGAAACAGGAGUGGAUGAAGGUGGAGGAGGAGGGUGCCAACGCACAGAUGCUAGACUGCGCCAAGCCAAUCUGAGAUUACAAAUUACUCGCAUCCAUAUUAUUUCCCCUUUUCACAGCCUUGGCUGAGUUAGACUUUUUAUUAUUAUUAUUAGUUAUGCGGGUUUGGAGAAGACAAGGAGAUCCGCAUCGCUCCAUCCCAAGACCAACGCGCUGCUAUUGACAGCGGUAAGCCCUAAAAAUAACUUUUUUGAAAUUAUCUGCCCAGAAAUGCGAGAGACUGGUGUACCUGCAGUGUGAAGAAAACCGAAAACAUUUAGUCAGGUACAAGCACGCAAAGCAUUCUCGUAUAUCUGGGACAACUUUAACCGUGAAGGAUGUCAGCGUUGCGGAAAAAAUUUGGGGAUGAUUAUCAAGUGGUGACCACUUCGUCCAGCGGCGGCGGGUUCAACCAGGCGGCCCCUGAGAAGAAAAAGAAACGUCAGCGCUUUGUGGACAAGAACGGCCGCUGUAACGUCCAGCACGGGAACCUGGGAGGAGAAACCAGCCGGUACCUAUCGGACCUCUUCACCACGCUCGUGGACCUCAAAUGGCGCUGGAAUCUAUUCAUCUUCAUCCUUACCUACACGGUGGCGUGGCUCUUCAUGGCUUCAAUGUGGUGGGUCAUUGCCUUUAUACGUGGAGACCUGAACCAGGCCCACGAUGACAAGUACACACCGUGCGUGGCCAAUGUGCACAACUUUCCCUCCGCUUUUCUGUUCUUCAUCGAAACUGAGGCCACUAUCGGAUACGGUUACCGCUACAUUACAGACAAGUGUCCGGAAGGCAUCAUUCUCUUCCUCUUCCAAUCCAUCCUAGGCUCUAUAGUAGACGCUUUUCUGAUCGGUUGCAUGUUCAUCAAGAUGUCCCAGCCGAAGAAACGCGCAGAGACGCUGAUGUUCAGCGAGCACGCGGCUAUUUCCAUGCGUGACGGCAAACUGACCCUGAUGUUCCGAGUGGGGAACCUGCGGAACAGCCAUAUGGUCUCCGCGCAAAUACGCUGCAAACUACUUAAAUCCCGCCAGACUCCUGAAGGUGAGUUUUUGCCUCUGGAUCAACUUGAGCUGGACGUUGGUUUCAGUACCGGAGCUGACCAGCUUUUCUUAGUGUCCCCUCUAACGAUCUGCCAUGUGAUCGACUCCAAGAGCCCAUUCUAUGACCUCUCGCUCAGGUCCAUGCAAACAGAGCAAUUUGAGAUUGUGGUUAUCUUAGAGGGGAUCGUGGAGACCACCGGUAUGACAUGCCAGGCUCGUACUUCGUACACGGAGGAUGAGGUUCUGUGGGGUCACCGAUUCUUCCCGGUAAUUUCUCUGGAGGAGGGUUUCUUCAAGGUCGACUAUUCGCAGUUUCAUGGCACUUUUGAGGUUCCUACACCUCCACACAGUGUUAAAGAACAAGAGGAGAGUUUGCUCCUGUCAUCACCUCUGACGGCGCCCUCUCUGUGCCAAAGCGCAGGUGGGGUGACGGAAGGCAGUGGCACUCUUGAAGGUCUGGAACUUCAGAGCGAUGCAGAAACUGCCUCCAUCAAUAUAGCAACCCCCAUGCCAACCAACAAACUGCCUGCCAAGCUUCAGAAGCUUACAGGACGGGAGGCCCCCAUCCGGGAUGGAAUGCCCCGCAAGCUUCUGCGCAUGAGUUCAGAGAUCACCUACAACCUGGGUGACCUGCCCGUCAAACUCCAGCGAAUCAGCUCUGCUCCGGGCGUGGCAGAAGAGAGGCUUCAGCAAAUCAGUGCUGUGCUUAGCCCCAAUGAGGACAGACUGGCUCCCAAGCUGGGCUUGGUGGGCGGGCCUGAACCCAUCAGCCAAUCAGUGACAGAUCUGCCACCGAAACUGCAAAGGUUGGCUGGAGGGGGGGUGGGUGGAGUCGGAAUCGGAGGACGAAUGGAUGGUCAUCUGCCUCCCAAACUGAGAAAAAUUAAUUCAGAGAGGUUCACGGGCUUGAGUUUAAAAUGAACUGAUUUCUAUAUGCAUACACAUUUUGCUCAUUUACCUCCUCUGAAAUUGAAAUUGAGUAAAAAGGACAAUCUAUACUUAUAGCAAUUUAUAUAUGGAUAAUAUAUUAGAUUAAUGCUAAUCCUCUGCACAAUCUGGCAUGUUUUUACCACAAACAGCAUGAAAGGAAAAAUAAAUUUCAACAUCUAAUUGCAGAUAAUAUAACAGUACUCAACACUAUUUAACAACUAUUCAGUAUAUCUCUUUUAUAUUAGCCUAAUAGCCAAACUUGUUUUGAGGGCUUGCCUAUAUAAUGUAUAUCUUAAAAUAGAAUAUCAAUAUAAUUAUCAGAAUACUAUGUCAGUUUUCACUGAUAAGCCAUGGUAACUGAAGUUUCUAAAGAAGCCAAUGGCUAUAACCUGAGUUAGCCAUUUGUUUUGUUUUUUAUCAGUGGAUUGGUUAUUGUGGUUCACAAUAACACAUUGAGAGAUUAGUUACUGUGGUCUUUAGACUUCAAAAAUGGGCGCUGUGCAUGUAUGGAAAUGUAACACAUAUUUGGAUGAAGCGACUCAGGUUUUGUUCUUGUUUUUUUUAAUCUAUUGCAUGACCUAUCAUUUCAUAAUCGAGUCAGAUUAUCUCACGUCAAAGAAUAAGCCUUAAAUAUAAGGAGCCAAAUGUAAAAUACCAAUCAUCAUAGACGUUUAUUUGAGAAGCUUUUAAAAUGUUUGACACUUUUUAAAGCUUUUAUGAGCUGUUUGUUGAAGAAUAAGUCUUUCUCACAGUAUUUCACAUUUGGCUCUGACUAUAUAUGAUGUUUUGUCAAUGAUCGUUUCCUGCUGUUCUCCGUUUAGAAGUUUAAACUUAGUUGAAAUUAUCAAAUAUUUUCUUGACCUGAAUAACUUGAGAAUUGCGAUGGGAAAGAUGGAUAAAGUGGGGUGGGGGGGGGGGUUAUCAAAGACAUAAAAGAGCACAAAGGAUGUGUAUAUCUGUUUUAAUAUUCUUUAUAGAUAAGACCUUGUCAACGUUGUUAUGGCUUUGUUUAACUCUUGUGUUUGAAAACUGAAGCAAUAAGAUUAUAAAUUGCAGUGGAACUUCUGACUGGAAAAAUCUCGUACCUUAUGUUAUGUUAACGUUCAAUGGUUUUACAGUUUUCUAAUUGUGUUUCUCUCAAUACAUCUAUUCUACUUUCGACGAAUGUUAGAAUGGCAGUUGGAGUGGUUUAUAAUACUGUAAUAAAUGUGAUGUGAUGUGUAACAAGUCUAUUAUGAAAGGAAACUACUGAAGGAAACCUCCACCUGAUCCAUCAUCACAAAAUAAGUCCAAAAUGAAUCAAAGCUAUGGGUGGACUUUUCCAUGUUCGACGCAGAUAAACUCAUUGGUAUUGGCAGAGGUCUUUCCCACAAAUAAAGCAGUUUGAACUGGUUUGACCCA